This is a messenger RNA of Trichogramma pretiosum, 1578 nucleotides long. It is a transcript of the gene Cdk7, whose product is annotated as cyclin-dependent kinase 7. Lineage: Eukaryota; Metazoa; Arthropoda; Insecta; Hymenoptera; Trichogrammatidae. Gene Ontology annotation, molecular function: ATP binding; RNA polymerase II CTD heptapeptide repeat kinase activity; cyclin-dependent protein serine/threonine kinase activity. The record is from RefSeq and is a predicted model, not a curated record. The transcript is spliced from 5 exons. Gene Ontology annotation, biological process: protein phosphorylation; positive regulation of transcription by RNA polymerase II. Gene Ontology annotation, cellular component: transcription factor TFIIH holo complex; nucleus; transcription factor TFIIK complex. Bases 320 to 1336 code for a protein of 338 amino acids.
UUCCAAUUUCACUUGUAUUUUACGAUCGCAAAUUCAUAUGUAUCUAGUCUUGGCUACCGAAAAUGCAAUCUUAAAUAUUUCGAUAUUUCGAUCGGUCUUUCAAAAAGGAUAAGAAUCCGCCAGAGGUCAUUGAUGCAUAAUAUUCCCUCGCGUUCUUUAUAUUAGCUGUGUUAGCAUAACAACAUUUGAUUGGAAACUUCAAAAAUGCUGUAUCGCCCAUCGUAAUUUAUUUAGCAUUAAUAUUGCUCAACCAAUAGAUAUAUAAUAAAGAAUUGGGUAAUCAUCAAUCAAAAUUUUUUGAAAUCACACUUCAUUUAAAAUGGUUGACAAGUUGAGAAGAUACGAAAAAAUUGACUUUCUUGGAGAGGGUCAGUUUGCCACAGUUUAUAAAGCUAAGGAUUCACUAAAUGGAAAAAUUGUAGCUGUAAAAAAGAUAAAAGUAGGAAGUAGAGCUGAAGCUAAGGACGGUAUAAACAGAACAGCUCUUCGAGAAAUUAAAUUAUUGCAAGAAAUUAGACAUGAGAAUAUUAUAGGUUUAUUAGACGUUUUUGGUUAUAAAUCAAAUGUAUCAUUAGUUUUUGAUUUUAUGGACACCGAUUUGGAAGUUAUCAUUAAAGAUAUAAAUAUAGUUUUGACUUCUGCCAACAUAAAAUGUUAUAUGAUUCAAACAUUGCAAGGAUUGGAAUUUUUACAUUGUAAUUGGAUACUUCAUAGAGAUUUAAAACCCAACAAUUUAUUAAUUAGUAGUGAGGGAGUUUUAAAAAUUGGUGAUUUUGGUUUGGCCAAAUUUUUUGGCUCUCCCAAUAGAAUAAAUACAAAUCAAGUUGUAACAAGAUGGUAUCGAGCUCCAGAAUUAUUGUUUGGAGCUAGAUUAUAUGGUACUGGAAUUGAUAUGUGGGCCGUUGGUUGUAUAUUAGCUGAAUUAUUACUUCGUGUCCCAUUCUUACCUGGAGAAUCUGACUUGGAUCAAUUGACUAAAAUUUUUCAGACGUUAGGUACACCUACUGAAGAAACUUGGCCAGGUUUGUCUCAAUUGCCAGAUUAUAUUGCAUUUAAAUCAUUUCCUGCCAUACCUCUAAAAGAUAUAUUUACUGCUGCUGGUGACGAUCUUCUUGACCUUCUUGCUAGUCUAUUAAAUAUAAAUCCUCUAGAGAGGUGUACUUGUGAUGAGGCAUUACAAAUGCCAUAUUUUAGUAAUAAUCCUCCACCAACUGUCAAAAGUAAAUUACCAGUGCCAAAUGCAAUAAAAAAACAACCUGAAGAAAAACCUAGUUUAAAACGCAAACUGUUAGAAAGUUCAGAUGGGGCAUCAUUAGCAAAAAGAUUACAAUUUUGAUAAUCACAAGAGUAUUGUUAAAAUGUUUAUUCAAUAUUUUUGAGAUAGCGACAUGUUGGGAUCUUAUUGUAAAUAAUUAUUGAAUAAGACUUAUGGAGAUUUUUAAUUUAAAAUUAAUCUUCUCAAUACUUACUUUUUAACACGUUAUUUUUGUACAUCAUUAGCUUCAAACAAAACAAGAAGUAAUAAAUUGUUCUAUAGGAUGAUAUUACUAAGGAUUAAUAAAAAAAAUACCAGUUCAA